Rhizopus microsporus ATCC 52813 is the source of this 1086-nucleotide messenger RNA. RefSeq names its product Pkinase-domain-containing protein. Gene Ontology annotation, cellular component: nucleus. The coding region runs from base 1 to 1086 and encodes 361 amino acids. The record is from RefSeq and is a predicted model, not a curated record. The transcript is spliced from 3 exons. Lineage: Eukaryota; Fungi; Mucoromycota; Mucoromycetes; Mucorales; Rhizopodaceae. Gene Ontology annotation, molecular function: cyclin-dependent protein serine/threonine kinase activity; ATP binding. Gene Ontology annotation, biological process: regulation of mitotic cell cycle; protein phosphorylation.
AUGUCUGACGAAGAUGAACAAGAAGUAAAAAAGGAACCUAAAAAGAGGAAACAAGAUAAAGCGAAAUCAGAAAAGCUACCAGAACGACAGAAUGUAGUUCGAUCGCUUCGCUCAGAGAUUGUUUAUCCAUAUUUGAGAGAAUGUCGACAUGUGGAUAGUUAUGAACGAUUGAAUCAUAUUGAAGAAGGCUCUUAUGGUAUCGUUUUUCGAGCUAAAGAUAAAGAAACAGGUGAUAUUGUGGCAUUGAAGAAACUGAAGCUAGAACUAGCAAACGGUGGAUUUCCAGUGACCAGUUUAAGAGAAAUCCACGCUUUGAUGAACAUUAAACAUCCCAAUAUUGUCAAUGUGCGUGAAAUAGUAGUAGGAAAUCACAUGGAUCAAGUGUUUAUUGUCAUGGAUUUUAUUGAGCACGACUUGAAAGGGCUUAUGCAAGAUAUGCGAGCUCCCUUUUUACAGUCUGAGAUUAAGACAUUGAUGAUACAGUUACUGUCAGCUGUGGCACUUAUGCAUGAUAACUGGAUUAUUCAUCGUGAUUUAAAGACGAGUAAUUUAUUAUUGAAUAAUCGUGGUGAGAUCAAGGUUGCUGAUUUUGGACUAGCAAGGAAAUAUGGUAGUCCUAUGGGACAUAUGACUCAGCUUGUUGUCACAUUGUGGUAUCGAGCACCUGAACUGCUACUUGGAGCAAAAGAAUACACAACAGCCAUUGAUAUGUGGUCCGUAGGAUGUAUCUUUGCAGAGUUAUUGAAUAAUGAACCGCUUUUGCCUGGAAGAAGUGAACUUGAUCAGCUAGACAAGAUAUUCAAAUUGUUAGGAAGACCAAGUGAGGAAAUAUGGCCGGGAUACUCAGAGUUACCACAUGCCAAAAACAUAUCACCAGCUUAUCAACCUUAUAGUACUCUUCGAAGUAAAUUUACAAAUCUUACUCAAGCAGGUUUAGAUCUAUUGUCCAAGCUUUUAACAUAUGAUCCAGCCAAACGGAUUACAGCUGAACAGGCGCUUAAGCAUCCUUACUUUAGCGAAAGUCCAGCACCCAAAGACCCUGCCUUAUUCCCUACUUGGCCAUCGAAAGGGUCAGGGCAUAGGUAA